CAAAUAUGGGGGCCAUGGCUUUCGUCACUCUCUAGUGACGUUCUUCCUUUAGCGACGAGCUGUUGCUAGGGCAGCCAUGGACGCCACCAAGAGACCUAUACAUAUCCCUCCGCAGAUGGGGCUGUACGCGGAGAAACACCGCCUUCACCAAAUUAUGCAGGAAAUGCUUCAAGGUUUGCUUAUCCAUAAACCAGAAGAGCCUUUAGACUUCUUGAUCAAACAAUUAAAACAAGACAACUAUGAUGUUCCAAAGAUCUGUAUACUUGGACCUCCUGCUUCCGGGAAAACGACUAUUGCAAUGUGGCUUUGUAAACAACUGGGAACUGCACGGAUUUCUCCGGAGACUCUGUUAACCAGUGCGUGGUCAAACCUCACAUACAAAGUACAGGAGUAUCAAGACACAGAACAGAAAAUCCCUGACGCUCUGUGGGCUGAACUGAUUGUGGAACGUUUGCAGAUUGAGGACUGCAUUCACAGCGGCUGGAUUAUGGAGGCUAUUCCCCAAAGUCGAGAACUUGCCCGGGAGCUGCUGGCAAUGGGCAUCAUUCCCAAGCACGUUGUGGUGCUUUUCGCUCCAGAUAUUGUGCUGAUUGAGAGGAAUCUUGGGAAAAGAGUGGAUGUUUCUACUGGAGAGGUGUACCAUACAACUUUUGAUUGGCCAACUGAGGACUACAUACGGCAGCGCCUGAAGGUGCCGCAUGGCAUAUCUGAAGUGGAGACUGCAAGGCGGAUAUUGAAAUACCAUCAAGACUACCCUGGGAUUCUUCAGUCCUUUGGGAGUUGCAUGAAGUUGAUCAACGCUGACCAGCCAUGCGCAGAUGUUUUUGCACAGGUCUUCACCCAUGUCCAAGCUCCUCCUCGAACACUCGCCCCGUUUUCACCCCGGAUUCUCCUUUGUGGACCGCCAGGCUCUGGGAAAAGCAUGCAAGCAUCGUUACUUUCUCGGAAAUAUGGCAUCAUCAAUGUUUGCUGCGGGCAAUUGCUAAAGGAAGCUGUAGCCGACGAGACAAAACUUGGAGAACUCAUUAAGCCGUAUUUUGACAGUGGUUGGCCAGUUGCAGACAACAUUGUUGUAAAGAUGCUGUCAGAGCGUUUGAACAGGCUGGACUGCCACAUCCGAGGCUGGGUGCUCCAUGGAUUCCCUCGGGAUGAGGACCAGGCAAAGCUGAUGCAGCGUGCAAAUAUUAAUCCAAACAGGGUGUUCUUCCUGCACAUCACACCUGAGUCCAUUCUGGAGCGCCUGUGUUACCGUAUGCUUGACCCAGUCACUGGAGAAAGGUACCACACACUGUACCAACCGGCAGCCUCCAAGGAAGCCAGUGAACGCCUCCUGAUACAUCCGAGGGACUUGGAAGAGGCUGUGAAACUCAAAGUGGACGCUUACUUGAGGAUCGCUGAAGGCUUGGAGACUGUAUUCGAAGAUGCCAUUUUCAUCAAUGGCGACCAAGACCCUCAGACAGUAUUUGAGUACAUCGAAAGCUACAUUGUCAAUCCCCGACCCACCACCCUAGGCUUCCCACUACAAAUGGCUUGAAGUGUCUUCUUGAAAAUGAUUAGGCAAGUGCUUGGCUUGGCUUUGUUUUAUGUUGUUUUCCUUUACUUUUUUAAAAUAAUUUUUUAAAUUAUUUUCAAAUUUUGCAAACAACAAUUAAAAAGAAAAACAAAACAGUA
Messenger RNA from Podarcis raffonei (Aeolian wall lizard), 1671 nucleotides. It is a transcript of the gene AK8, whose product is annotated as adenylate kinase 8. Gene Ontology annotation, molecular function: AMP kinase activity; nucleoside diphosphate kinase activity; ATP binding. NCBI's taxonomy places the organism in Eukaryota, Metazoa, Chordata, Lepidosauria, Squamata, Lacertidae. The coding region runs from base 77 to 1534 and encodes 485 amino acids. Gene Ontology annotation, cellular component: cytoplasm. Gene Ontology annotation, biological process: nucleoside triphosphate biosynthetic process. The record is from RefSeq and is a predicted model, not a curated record. The transcript has 13 exons.